AUGAAAAAAACAAAAAGCUCUCGAUUAAAAAGUAGCUCUGAUAAGAUAGCAGGAAAUGAGGGUGAUUUAAUCCAAAAAAAUAUCAAAAUUCCUAUUAACAAUCAUUCAUUAAAAAAAAUUCACAAAAAAAAAACAUCUCUAUCUUAUGAUAGCAAAAUCAAUAAAUCCAAACGAGAAGAUAUUUAUUUGUUAAAAAAGGACAAUCCAAAUCUUGCACCACCAAUGGAUUUAUCAUUAUAUAAUCUUAGAUAUUCUUUGUUAUACGAAAAAAAACGUAUUCAACGUAGAAGUAUACCCAAAUAUUUUAUAUAAUUUUAAGAUAAAUCAACGCAUUUUGAGCUAUCCUUUUAUUAUUG
Messenger RNA from Pneumocystis murina B123, 356 nucleotides. RefSeq lists its product as hypothetical. The record is from RefSeq and is a predicted model, not a curated record. Bases 1 to 312 code for a protein of 103 amino acids. Lineage: Eukaryota; Fungi; Ascomycota; Pneumocystomycetes; Pneumocystales; Pneumocystaceae. The transcript has a single exon.